This is a messenger RNA of Aspergillus caelatus, 1902 nucleotides long. RefSeq names its product putative transporter. Gene Ontology annotation, molecular function: amino acid transmembrane transporter activity. The transcript is spliced from 6 exons. Gene Ontology annotation, cellular component: vacuolar membrane. Bases 1 to 1902 code for a protein of 633 amino acids. Gene Ontology annotation, biological process: amino acid transmembrane transport. The record is from RefSeq and is a predicted model, not a curated record. Lineage: Eukaryota; Fungi; Ascomycota; Eurotiomycetes; Eurotiales; Aspergillaceae.
AUGCCGACCCCCGUAGCGCAGAUUGAGGACGAGUAUAUAGGAGACUCUAGUACGCUCGAGCGUAACACACAUGGUAUCAGGAUACCAAGUUCGAAUCCACCAGGCUUACAACCAGACCUCGAUGUUUUUUCCCAUGGGAAUUCCGCAGAGCCCACGGGAUAUUUAACCGAUGCUUAUUCUGCCAACAGACUGGGGCCAGCAUCAUUUUCCGCGCGGUUCAGACACACAGGCGGGGUCAACAGUAUUGAUAGUUUUGCUCGGUCGUGGCAACGAGCUGCAGGGUUCCCAGAAAUAAUCCCUCGCCGGCCUUCGUUUGUGACGGUUGAAUCCGACGAAGAUUGGACCGUGAAUGACACUGCUGCGUCCCGACCGCUCGGCCGAGGCACUGAUAUUACCCGGCCAUUGCUUGCUGCCGACGGUGAGGAAGAGGGUCAUGACCUCGAUGGCCAAAUUCCGCCAAAAGGAAUAGCAGGAGUUUUCGAAUCAUCGUUGGAUAGAAGCGCCGGAACGUCAUACGGCACCAUAUCCUCUCGCGUUAGCGAAGCGACACGGAGACACGCUGUACAACUCCACAGGGAGCAACAAACCCGCCUUGAUGCACCUGCGAGUGAGGAUACUGAAUCUCUACUCGUCAAACAGGUACACCAUGAAGAUGGUACUCUUGAGAGUAUUGUUGUUGGCCAGUCGACCGUGCCGCAAACUAUCUUCAACUCCGUGAAUGUUCUAAUCGGCAUUGGACUCUUGAGCCUACCGCUGGCAAUGAAGCAGGCAGGCUGGCUUCUUGGUCUAACAUUUCUUUCAUUCGCUGCCGUGGUGACUUCUUACACAGCUAGGAUCCUUGCUAGAUGCUUAGAUGUUGAUCGGAGUCUCGUUACCUACGCUGAUUUGGCCUACAUAAGCUUUGGAAAUCAUGCACGCUUAGCGACAAGUCUCUCAUUCUGUUUGGAACUCAUAGGGGCUUGUGUCGCCCUAGUUGUACUUUUUGCUGACAGCCUCCAGGCUCUAAUUCCAGGGCUGAGUAGUCUGCAGUGGAAACUUAUUUGUGGUUUUAUGCUUAUUCCUUUGAAUUUUGUGCCUUUACGACUUCUUAGUGUGACUAGUAUUUUGGGUAUCAUCUCUUGCACAUCCAUUAUUAUACUAAUAUGCCUUGAUGGGCUCCUCAAACCCAACGGCCCGGGCUCUCUCCACGAACCAGCCAAAACUUCUUUAUUCCCAAACAAUUGGCGGACCGUGCCUCUUAGCUUCGGGCUGAUCAUGUCACCUUGGGGCGGCCAUGGCGUGUUUCCCAAUAUAUAUAGGGAUAUGAGGCACCCAAGCAAGUAUGGAAAGAGCCUGUGGGCUACAUAUCUCUUUACGUACUCUCUGGAUUGCGCAAUGGCUAUUGUGGGAUGGGUAAUGUUUGGUGAUGGAGUACGUGAUGAAAUCACCGCCAACAUCCUGCUGACGAAUGAAUAUCCACGCGGGAUAUCUAUUUGCAUUAUAAUCUUUAUCGCAAUCAUUCCAAUUACAAAAGUGCCUCUGAACUGUCGACCUCUGGUGGCUACAGUUGAAGUCCUUUGUGGGCUUGGGCCGCACGUCACCUUAGUAUCAGAAAAUUCCAACAGUAUACGAGUAACCAUUCGACAGUCAUUGCAAACUAUUAUACGGCUUCUUGUGGUCGCAGUUAUCGUGUUGAUGGCAAUCCUCUGCCCAUCCUUUGACCGAAUCAUGGCGCUAAUGGGCUCUGCCUUAUGCUUUACGAUCUGCAUCAUUCUGCCACUUGCAUUUUAUCUGAAAAUAUUCGGACAAGAGAUAAGUCGGAAAGAGUGGUUCCUGGACUGGCUUCUUUUACUCAUAUCAACAGUAUUGGCAAUUGUUGGAACCGCGUGGGCGUUCUUGCCAGAGAAUAUGAUUUCUGUAUAG